Messenger RNA from Phymastichus coffea, 3311 nucleotides. Its product is annotated as homeobox protein unc-4-like. Gene Ontology annotation, molecular function: sequence-specific double-stranded DNA binding; DNA-binding transcription factor activity, RNA polymerase II-specific. The record is from RefSeq and is a predicted model, not a curated record. The transcript is spliced from 4 exons. Bases 1052 to 2395 code for a protein of 447 amino acids. Gene Ontology annotation, biological process: regulation of DNA-templated transcription. Lineage: Eukaryota; Metazoa; Arthropoda; Insecta; Hymenoptera; Eulophidae.
CGCUGCUGCUGUGCCGUUGCUGCCGCUGUCGCUGCCGCCGCUCAGCCUUUUUCUGCUCUACCGGCGUGCACGCACACACACACACACAUACACACGGGCAUACACACACGUACAUUUCACUGCACAGCUGAUCGGCCUUUAUUAACUGAUUAUUCGUGGUGCUUGUCCAGUCGCGAGGUUUGACGGCUACGGGACUGAGUUCCACCGCUGGGUUUGCUGGCUUCGAUGUAGUGCCAGUGCAAUAUUUCUGGUAAAAGUGUGGCUCACUGUCUGUUCUAUUGGUGAAUCGAUAAGUGACGUAGGUGCUUGAACUCGAUUGAAUUGCAAGAGGUCGUUGGUCUCUCAACAAUCAAAAGUCUUUAUGAGGAGUUUUUGGAAGUGCAAUGAAGUGGAUUUCCAUACACUCGAUCAAUCAAGUAGCACCUCGGCAAGAUUGAUAGCCGCACAGUUCGACAACGGUCAACCGCUACUCGAAGGGUAAGGUGCGUCUCGACACCCGCUGCGAAGCCCAACUACAAUAAAGACUAGCAGGUAGCGAUUACACCAAGUACGGCGCUUCGUCAUCCGACGGCCAGCUUUGUACAGCAAAUACUCUUCUAUAUACCAAAGAAUACCCAUUGGAACCUUCGAUCGCUUUCGUAGGAUAACGUGCAGAGAUUACGAUAUGCGUGCUAAGUUGACAAAUGUUCCGACGACAUGUCAACCGUGGAGAAAACAUUAAUACCGAACCUCGCUGGUGAGUAAGAAGUGAACUACUGGACCGAGUGGUGCAGUGCUACGAUUGCUCGGCAGCGGGGAAUCCUCGAGCCGAAUCGUUAGUGGCUUCCGAGGAGAACAUUCGUCGCGAGUAAUGUCCGCGGAACGGAACCCCGUCGUUCGGGCAAGUAGACUGAUCUAAAGAGGCCGGGCUCGCGCUUGCGCGCGCGCUUCCAAGACUCGACAGCGGGUCUCGAUCUCUCGAGACGUAGACAAAGUUGAGUGCGAGUGUCGUGGUCGGGGCAGGAGCUGCUGCGCCGGCGACGACGACGCGCCAGCUAAGCUGAUACCCAACAUGGUGCUGGAGCCGGGGGGCGGGCUGUCGUUUCCGGCGCCCGCGGCGGCCACGAGCAGUUCGGCGGCCACCGUCGCCGCAGCCGCCGCCACCAGCUCGCUACUCGGCCCCUCGGCCCGACUCUUCCAGCGUGCACCUGUCUUCCCGUUUCACUUACCUGGCUGGCAUCAUCCCGGUACCAUGCUGCCCCAGGCCCAACACCAGGUCGCCGCCGCCGCCGUCAGAUUGUUUAGUCACCAUCCGCAUCACCCACACUCGGCCCUCGCUGGCCAUCCGUUGAUGCCUGGCAUCGGACCGCAUCAUCCGGCGGCGCAUCAUCUUCAUCAUGGGACUGAUCACAAUGAGGAUGACGACGAUAAGAAAGGUUGCGACGGCGAGAGCGACGAGGGUGGCAGUAAGAGGCGGCGCAGCCGCACGAAUUUCAACAGCUGGCAGCUUGAGGAGCUGGAACGGGCAUUUCUCGCGAGCCAUUAUCCCGACGUCUUCAUGCGCGAGGCCCUGGCUGUGAGGCUCGAACUCAAAGAGAGCCGCGUCGCGGUGUGGUUCCAGAACCGACGGGCAAAGUGGCGCAAGAAGGAGCACACGAAGAAGGGCCCUGGUCGGCCGGCACACAACGCCCAUCCACAGAGUUGCAGUGGCGAGCCUAUACCGCCGGAGGAGCUCCGUAGGAAAGAACGCGAAAGGCGGCAGAAGAAGCUCAUGAAGGCGCUCGAGAGGCAGCAGCGCAAAUUGGCCGCCAAGGGCAUCACAGUGGAUUUGUCGACGCUGAAAGCCGAAUGGGAGUCUCGAAACGCAGCCGGCGGCAGUGGCUCGUUGAACGGCAGUUUUUCCAGCAGCUUGAAUAAUAACAACGAGAGCAACAGUAUAUCGGGCAUCGACGCGAACGAGGAAAUUGACGUGGUAGGCGGACUGGAUUCGUGUAGCGAAAGCGGCAGCGAGCGAGUCGACUCGGCAGCCGACGGCUCGCUCGACGGCGAUGGCUACGAGCGUCGGCAACCGAGCGCCAGUAUCCGACUGAAUCACCAGCAAGGCAUCCAUCACUGGGGCUUGAGUUUGCUGGAACGGCGGCGGGAGUUGGUCAGUCUUGGGGCGAGCAGUCAAACGUCGAGCGCCGGCGACGAAGUCCAAAGUAGCAGUAUCGACUUGUCGGUCAAAGGCCGCGAGGAAAGGCGUCGGCUCAAUCCGUUCUCCAUCGACAGUCUGCUGGGCAACAACACGGUGGCAGCAGCGGAAAACAAGGACGCGAUACCGAUGUCGAUAGUCGCGGGAAGGGACUUCAAGUCACCGGCAGCGUCGCCAGUGUCGUCGGCCAGCUCGCUACCCACCUCGCCCACGCUCACGUAGUCUUGGCUGAGCUGGUGGAAGGGGGAUGCUUUUGCCCGCAAGACUGAGCUUCGAUGAUUCCUUCACCGUAGAACAUCUCAAACGCAUUGAUUGCUCGACUUGUGCGUUUCAUCAUUUUCGUGCCAUACCUGAAAUUACAAUCAGCGCGGCAGGUCGCUUGGCAAAUCCUCGGAUCAGUGAGUUCAAAGUGCGAUUUCUUCGACAACAACUUUAACUAUGUAGGGAGCAAAAGGAUGUAUAUUAAGUUUCGAGAAGUGAGGGGGGUUAUCCUUUUUGACGGCGCAUAUCGCUUGCCACAUAUCCAUACGAGCAGUACUAGCUGCGAAGCAAAAAGACAGAUAAGUAAAAGUGCCGUAUCUUCCCUUAUCGAUAGCUAAGUUGCUUUCUUUUUUCGUUCGUCGUAACUCACCGUAAUAAUUACCGUGCAAUAAAAGUGUCGGAGAGCUACGAGUCGAUCGAUUUUGUCCGUUCGUUCGUGAGUCGUAGAUACGUAGCCCGUUUUAGAUUGUUUUUUUUUGCGCGAGUCAAGUGUAUUUAUUGUAAAUAGUCAAGAUGAACUGAGAGAGAGAGAGAGAGAGAGAGAGAGAGAGAGAGAGAGAGAGAGAGAGAGAGAGAGAGAGAGAGAGAGAUGAAUGCGUAUAAUUUAAUCGACGUUGUAGUUUUAACGCGGAUACCCAGUGUUCGACGAUAACAUUCUGAAGCAAUAGCAGUGUGCGUUCUCCACGAAAAAAUGUGUAAAUGUAAAUAAUGUCGAGAGACGAGCGGAGCUUUAAACGACGAACAAACGAGAAAUAAAGAAAAAUAAAACACAGAAAUAUUAAACGAUGCCAUAGCCAUAGCGAACGAUUCCUCUCAUUUGAAAAAUUGCAGAUUAAUGCGUGCAAUACGAGAAAAAUUCAUGAAGCUGAUAUGUAUA